CAUUAUUUCCUGCAGGGGAAACAAAACGGGUUUUAUUUCCGUAUGGCUGAUUUUUUUAUUUUAGCGAUGGACGCGGAGCCGGAUGAACAGGCUCAAGAGUCAGUGACGGCGUGUUACAUAAGGUGUAAUGCAGCAGAGCCUCAUGACUAGUGUCUCGGUGGUGGUGGGACUGUUCGGUCCUUCUGGUCCCAGCUGACAGAUUCUGAUAUGGACUAUGAAAGGCCAAACGUUGAAACUAUCAAGUGUGUGGUGGUGGGAGAUAAUGCAGUCGGAAAGACCCGCCUUAUCUGCGCCCGGGCCUGCAAUGCCACACUGACUCAGUACCAGUUACUCGCUACACAUGUGCCCACAGUCUGGGCAAUUGACCAGUACAGAGUAUGCCAGGAGGUGUUAGAGCGCUCCAGAGAUGUGGUGGAUGAAGUCAGUGUGUCCCUUCGUCUCUGGGAUACUUUUGGAGACCAUCAUAAGGACCGGCGUUUUGCAUACGGCAGGUCUGAUGUGGUGGUACUGUGCUUCUCAAUCGCCAACCCGAACUCUCUAUACCAUGUUAAGACCAUGUGGUACCCUGAGAUCAAGCACUUCUGCCCCCGUGCUCCUGUUAUCUUGGUUGGCUGUCAGCUGGACCUGCGCUAUGCAGACCUGGAGGCAGUGAACAGGGCACGGAGGCCCUUAGCUAGACCCAUUAAAUCCAAUGAGAUUCUUCCUCCAGAGAGAGGCCGGGAGGUAGCCAAAGAGUUGGGAGUGCCAUAUUAUGAAACCAGUGUUGUUGCUCAAUUUGGAGUCAAGGACGUCUUUGAUAAUGCUAUCCGAGCUGCGCUCAUCUCACGCCGACACCUGCAGUUUUGGAAAUCUCACCUCAGAAAUGUUCAGCGGCCUCUCCUUCAGGCGCCCUUCCUGCCACCAAAACCUCCCCCGCCUAUAAUCACUGUGCCUCCUCCCCCAACCACCACAGAGGAGCAUCCAGUCGGUCUUCUGGAGGACCCACACUGUGCUGAUGUCAUCCUGGUCCUGCAGGAGCGACAGAAAAUCUUUGCACACAAGAUAUACUUGGCGACAUCCUCUUCAAAGUUCUAUGACCUCUUUAUACUGGAUGGACAUAAUGAGGAGACUGAAAGGCCCUCUCGUGGCUCACUCUCUGGCAGAGAGCUGCUGAUGCGUGCUGCUAGCUUUGAUGUUUGCGAACUCAGCGACGAUGGCGACAGGGCCAACCUGAGGGCCUGCACUAGUGAUGGGACCUUGAAAGACUCUGAGGUGGCUCGACGGGGCAGACUCCUCUCUUCGUGGAGCCGAGCCUUCGCCAGUAUCCAGGAGGAGCUGGUAGAUGACCCUGUCACAUACAGCCCCAGGCCCAUGACUGUAGUGCACAUGGACCAGUCCAUGCAGCUCGGUCCUUUCCGAGCAGUGCUUCGCUACCUGUACACAGGUCAGCUAGACGAGAAUGAGAAAGAGCUAAUGCACAUCGCACACAUUGCUGAGCUGCUGGAGGUCUUUGACCUGCGGAUGAUGGUGGCAAACAUACUCAACAAUGAAGCCUUCAUGAACCAAGAAAUCACCAAAGCCUUCCAUGUACGGCGCACAAACAGAGUCAAAGAGUGUUUGGCCAAAGGCACCUUUUCUGAUGUAGUAUUCAAGCUAGAUGAUGGGACCAUCAUGGCCCACAAGCCUCUACUCAUCUCUAGUUGUGAUUGGAUGGCAGCUAUGUUUGGCGGGCCUUUUGUGGAGAGCUGCACCAAAGAGGUGCUGUUUCCAAACACAACUCGCAGCUGUAUGAGGGCUGUCCUAGAAUAUCUCUACACAGGGCGGUUUUGUUCUCGGUCUGACCUGGACGCAAUGGAGCUUAUUGUUCUUGCCAAUCGUCUUUGCCUCCCCCACCUGGUUGCACUUACAGAGCUCUACACAGUAACAGUAUUGACGGAGGCAGGGAUGAUGGGGGCGGACAUUGAUGGCGACGUGCUUGUUUACUUGGACAUGGCCCAGUUCCACGGCGCCCAACAGCUCACUGGCUGGUGUCUUCACCACAUCUGCACCAACUACAACAGUGUCUGCCGCAAGUUUCCCCGAGAGAUGAAGGCCAAGUCUACAGAAAACCAAGAAUACUUUGAGAAACAUCGCUGGCCACCUGUGUGGUAUUUGAAAGAGGAUGACCACUACCAAAGAGCACGUAAAGAGCGUGACAAGGAGGACUACCUGUACCAGAGACGGCAAUGUAAACGCAAGUGGCUCUUCUGGAACCUUCCUUCCUCCCCUAACUCAAACUCUUCUUCUUCUGGCUCAUCUGCUGUCAUCUGACCAAGUGGUAAGGCCAGGUCUACUCUGAAGUACAUCAGUGUGGAUGCGAGUUGUAAAAUAUACAAUAAAAGAUAAGCACCACUGGCUAUGUACGCCCCAAUUAUUCAGGCGUGCAGCCUCUCCUCCUGUUUGUUUGCCACUGCAGUCAAAUUCCUCCAGGUCUGCAAGCUCAGCUCUAUCUGGCGGUUAAAGUAAUGAGUUUCCUUCCUUAGAUUUUUAGCUUGGUGUACAUGAGACUCAGACCUCAGUGAUGUGAACCUCACUGACAAAUGGCACAGUGUAAUUGGCGCAAAUAACAAUUCAUAUUGAUUGAUAUACUGUAUGUUUCAAAAAUAGGACUCUGCUGGCACAGAACUUUCCACGUAUUAUUUUUUAAUUAUCAUCAAUUAACCUGAACUGAUAACCAAGUGCUGCUUCUCAGCUGCAACAACCAGCAAUUAAAUGCAGAACUUCUCAGUCUCAGAGAAAUAACACUUUGCCCUUAAGUGUUUGUACAAUCUACUAAACUAUGUGUACAGCAUGCUCUUGUCAACAGGAUGUAACGAUAGUAUGGCCUGCCAGGAAUAAAUUAUUGAAGUCUUUCACUCUAACCAUACGGAUUUUGAUCGUGUAAGCAUAAAAGAAAAUACUGGCAAGUUCCACUCCUGUUUAUUUGUGUACAGUCAUUCUGUUUUUGAUGGUUUGUGUUCGGCUUGCAAAGCUAAAAGUGACGUGAGUCUGGAUACGCUCAGCAUUAUUGUUAGAAACUGCUGGCUGUAUUGUGAUUUGUGGCCUCUUGUCAAAAAAGGGCUUUAGUUUACAUGAAUGCAUGAAAAACACCAUCACGGAGGGAUGGUGUCUUUCACGUAUCUGACGCUGGUGUUGGUUUGGCCUUUAGAGAUUUGUCUUAGCCCCGUGACUGUCGGCAGUCGGCUGUGUGAGACUACAUGCAGGAGGCAUCCUCAUGCCUGGGUGAAGUCAUCCCUACUCUUCUACUCUUCUACACACCUCAAGCACCUUUUGGACUCUUCUCCACAGAGACACACACAAGAACAUCCAGUAGCAUCGUACUGGUAAACGGAACUAAAGACAGUAUGGUGUCAUCAUGGCACGUUGCGUCUGCAGACCAUGAUAUUUAAAAAAGUUUGUUUAAAAAAAAAAAAAAAAAAAAGGUUGUGAGAUGGUUGAGAUCAAAUCAUUUUUCUUGAUUUGUUUUGCACACCUCACAAUAUAUGUUUAAAGAUUGUCAUCUACUGUUGUACUCGAUUGUAGGAUGGACUGCGGCGUGAUUUGGAUUUGUAAGCAUGGUGCUCAGUGAAGAUGGGUAGUAUUGUAAACUGUACAAAAUAUCAUAUUAACUGCAAUCAACUUGCAUCACUAAUGUGCUGUUACCUAAUAUUGUGCACUGCAGGCAGUGAGCAGUAUUACUGGGUAAUACAUAUACUAAAUAUAGACUUGCAAUUAGUUACUGUGCAGCUACAAACUGUUGUUGAAAAUAUCUGACUACUCGUCGUGCUGACCUCCAGUUACAUCUAUUAUAUACUGAAGAAUACAUGCAAGGUACAGGCAGUUCGAACAAACAGUUGAGUAAUAGUAAAAUAGGAUAACAGUGCAAGGUAAAGUAGACACAUGUUUAUAUAAAUUACAUCAUUAGGACUUGGUACAUCCAUAAAACGUGUCAUUCUUAUGGCAGCAUAUGUUAAAGGUAGGCUAGCUCAAUCUUGCAUAUGAUUGGUUAGACUUUUCCAUGCAAUUUAGGUCGAGACAGAUAUAAGAGCCUAACAGAGAGCUUAAAACGAUAAAGUGGUAUGAAUCACAUCAGUGACAAAAUCAGUUUCUGCUCGAACUAACUUUUGACCUAAUUACUACACUGCAUGAAAAGGGAUCUGCAAAUUCUCAUUUAAAGUGUAUAUAGAUAUAGAGUAGUGGUGCUGGUGCUCUAAGCAGUAGCUUUGAAUUGUUCUCAAUUACAUUAACUUUUGUCUCUUGGUAAGUAAACAUGAUAAAUCUCAUUUUGAAUAUCUUAACUGUUCACAUUUUUUGGCACACAUGGUCAGACAUUAGGCCGAAGGAUGAGAGCCAUCCUAGUUCUUAAUGUUUUAAUUUAUUACACUAUCUCUCUGAUAAGUAAUAUUGUCCAGUUUUCAGACAAAAUAUUGUUUAUUCUAAUAGUUUAACAGCAGGAGGGUGAAUAUUAUUAUCAUUUACCUUGGUGGUGUGAUUGAUAAAUUCCAUAGACAUGCAUUUCAUUCCUCAGUGCAUUGUAUUUCUCAAUGAGUCCUCUGCUGAUGUUUUGCAUCAACAACACCUCAUGCCUUAAUGUACAGUGCAGUGUAUGGAAUCGAAUGUUUAGUAGUUUUGCUGUGGUCACUGGUCUGUUUGCUCUACGUUUAGUUACCAUGGUGCUCUCUGGCUGUGUGUGUAUCUGUAAAUGUACAUACUCUUUACAUAAUUGGGAUGUGAAGCAAUCGAUGUGUGAUCGAUGUGAUAAGUGUGCUUUAGUUUGAACGCUGCGGAGGGUUUAUGCCCUUUUCAAGCUGUAAACACAAAACUAAUUAAAGACUCAGACCACCAAGGCCACACAAGACUAACAUAAUGACAAACCAUAGAUUUCUGACAUUUAUCAUGAAAUGAAUGCAGGGAUUUCAAAUGUGUUCUUUUGUUUUAAAGUCACUUUAUGCUCAUGAUCUCCAAUUUUGGAGUCUGUAUAUUACAAAAUGCUGAGACAGGGUGGCAAUUGAAAGUUAGAUUCUAACUCAAACAUGUAAAUAUGAAUUAUGGGACUUGCAAUUCAAACUUAGCAUAGCUACAAGCUAUUGCAUAGUUUAACAUAUAAAAUGUUUUUGUACUAUGCAUAUUGAAAUGUCUGACUUUGAAAUUACAAACUUGCACUGCUUUGUAGCACCAGGUUCUAUUCAAAUGACAUUAGAUGAUAUAGAAACAUUAUUAGAUAUGUACACAACAUCAGGUAAAAAAAAUAAUAAUUUGAUCACAAAUUACAAAGAAGUUGUCACUGGAGCCCUUUUACAUAUGUUUGGGUGCUAAUUUCACGCUGCAGAGAAGCACAAACCAAAGGGAGCUUUAGCAGCACCAGGAAUAUAUUAUAUGCUGCACAAUCACUACUGCAUAGUUUAAGAGGCCUUGUUAAGAAAUGGUUGAAAAUUAAAUAAUUAAAAAACACAACAAUAAUGAAAAGAAGAAAAGAAAAUUGAAUGUUUUCUCAGUGUUCAAAACCUGGAUGACGUUUUCCUUAGUCAUCAGGUGUUUUUGUUCUGAAGAGCUGUUUUUAUUGUUUAGGAGCUGUCAAUCUGAAAUUCUGUAGCAUGUGUUCUUGAAAAUGUGUAAAUACUAUUUACUAAAUAAAAAAGGAGCAAUGUG
Molecule: messenger RNA, 5646 nt
Organism: Anarrhichthys ocellatus (wolf-eel)
Lineage: Eukaryota; Metazoa; Chordata; Actinopteri; Perciformes; Anarhichadidae
Gene: rhobtb2a
Product: Rho related BTB domain containing 2a
Exons: 10
Coding region: 208-2289 (693 amino acids)
Biological process (GO): small GTPase-mediated signal transduction
Molecular function (GO): GTPase activity; protein binding; GTP binding
Source: RefSeq, a predicted model, not a curated record